ACUAAUUUCAUUGUCUAUGUUGUGUCUGUCAUGGACGUGUUUACAAUUUAUUUUAGUGCUCGUGUGAUUUUAAUUAAAACAGUGCUAAGGGCUCUAGGACGCUGAAUAACUGAUAUUAGUUUUAAUAGUUGAUAUAAAUUAAUCACAAUGAAUAGAGAUAAACGAGAACCAGAGUAUCCAACGGAGUUGGAGUCUCAAUUCGUAAUGCGUUUACCUGAGGAGCCUGCAAAAGUUUUGAGAGAAGUGUUGAAAUCCGGAGAGAACCUGAAAAACAGACUGACGAUACAAAUAGAAAACGACAUGCGCACGGGCGAGGUAAGGUUUGAUCACUGGUUGAUGCACGCCAAGAUCGUGGAUCUACCAACCAUCAUAGAAUCUCUAAAAACGAUCGACAACAAGAGUUUCUACAAAACAGCAGAUAUAUGCCAAAUGAUGAUUUGUAAAGAAGAACCUGACCAACCAUCCACAGAGGAAGAGUCACCAGCUAAAAAUAAGAAAAAAGAUCCAUACAAAGUUGACAAAAAGUUCCUAUGGCCACACGGCAUCACACCGCCUACGAAGAACGUACGGAAGCGUCGAUUUAGAAAAACCCUUAAAAAGAAGUAUGUAGAAGCACCAGAAAUUGAAAAGGAAGUGAAGAGGCUGCUGAGAGCAGACAAUGAGGCUGUUAGUGUUAACUGGGAGGUCAUCAAGGAGGAAGAUGACCAUCCCAAACAAGAACAGAGUGCGCCUGUUAAUCUCAAACCAGAGAAGAAAACUAAAGCUGAACGUAAUCCCAAACGAGAGUCUGUCUCUGUUGAUGUAUCUAACCAUGAGUCUUCCAAUGUUGUGGACAUAUUUGGUGGAGCAGUCAGUGACUCGGAUUUGGAGGAUGAUAAUAUUAAUGUGGAGAUGGAAGACAGUCGGUUGUCAGCUUAUGACAGUAGACUAUCUGACACCAACUCCAUGCAUGGUGAGGGUCCAUCAAAGAGUACAAUGCCUACUCAAUUUAGAUCGCACAUGUUCCAAUCACCUCAAGACCUUGCUCCAAAGUCAUUCCCAGGUCACAGCAGGGCGACUACUCCAGCAGCAUCAGGGAUGUCAAAAAGUGGAGGCUUAUCAUCAGAGGAUGAUGGUGACUACCAACCGAGAGAUAAUAUGUCUAAGGACAAUAUGACUUUAAGGAUUGAGCAGUUAAGAGCUGAACUUGAAGAGUUAAAACAGAGGAGACAGAGGACUCAGCAUGAGAUUGCUGGCAUGGAGAACUUGGCAUUGAGGCAGAGGUUCCAGGAUAUUCUGCAUACUCUUAACCAGGACAUCAUGUACAAGGAGAUGGAAUACCAGGGCCUGCUGACGCUGCAAAAUUCUGAUGAUAUCUAGCAUUAAGUUAGAUUGUUAGAUAUAUCUGUCCCGUGUCUAACAAUCUAUUGUAUGUCUGAGGUGAAUUAUAGCUCUGUAAGGAUACUACUUGUUAUAAGAUUACAAAGCAAACAAAAAUCAUGAAUGUAUAGUCUAUCUCAAUCAGUAGAUACUUAUUAUUGUAAUGCUGCUCUAAAUAAUUAGACUUGUAGUUACUUAUGGAGUCUUAAAUUCAUAUUGAUUACAUAGAUAGUUAAUGCUUAAAAUAUUAUACUAUAGUAUUGUUAUUUCCUGAAUAAAGCAUUUAUUGAUA
Molecule: messenger RNA, 1651 nt
Organism: Spodoptera frugiperda (fall armyworm)
Lineage: Eukaryota; Metazoa; Arthropoda; Insecta; Lepidoptera; Noctuidae
Gene: Taf7
Product: transcription initiation factor TFIID subunit 7
Exons: 1
Coding region: 148-1359 (403 amino acids)
Biological process (GO): RNA polymerase II preinitiation complex assembly; transcription initiation at RNA polymerase II promoter
Cellular component (GO): transcription factor TFIID complex
Molecular function (GO): RNA polymerase II general transcription initiation factor activity
Source: RefSeq, a predicted model, not a curated record